CUAUAUAUAUGGCUAUUAUCUUCCCUCUUCUUUGUCUUCUCAAGCAUACCAUCUUCCAUUCUCCUAACUCCUCUCAAACUUGCUCUAAAUAAAUCUUUCACCCUUCCAAAUUGUCAAACCUCAUCUUAAUCUAUUCAUCAAUGGCUAUUGGUGGGGUGACCAAGAAGAAAAAGAUGAACAAACAACAAGAUGAUGUUUACACAAUGGAUGGAACAGUGGAUUACCGUGGCCAUCCAGCCAGCCGCCAAGAUACUGGAAAAUGGUUCGCAGGCAAUAUCAUUCUUGUGAAUCAAGGAUUGGCUACCUUAGCAUUUUUUGGAGUUGGGGUGAACUUGGUACUGUUCUUGACGAGGGUGUUGGGGGAGAACAAUGCUGAUGCUGCAAACACUGUAAGCAAAUGGACCGGAACCGUCUACAUCUUCUCCCUUGUUGGUGCUUUCCUAAGUGAUGCAUACUGGGGAAGAUUCAAAACAUGCGCAAUCUUUCAACUAACAUUUGUCAUUGGUUUGGCGUCACUAUCUCUAUCAACAUAUCUCUUCUUGCUGAAACCGAAAGGCUGUGGAGAUAGAACAACUUCGUGCGGAAAACACUCGAGCACAGAGAUAGGGCUGUUUUACCUCUCUAUCUACCUAGUUGCCUUAGGAUAUGGAGGGUAUCAGCCUAACAUAGCAACAUUUGGUGCUGAUCAGUUUGAUGAAGAUUAUCAAAGUGAAUCCCACUCAAAAGUGGCUUUUUUCAGCUACUUCUACCUAGCAAUGAACCUUGGCCAACUCUUCUCCAACACUAUACUAGGAUACUUUGAAGACGAGGGGAUGUGGGCUUUAGGAUUCUGGGCAUCAGCAGGCUGCGCGUUUCUGGCACUCGUUUUAUUUCUAGUUAGAACACCAAAAUACCGGUAUUUCAAGGCAACAGGCAACCCACUGUCAAGAGUAUGCCAAGUAGUAGUUGCUGCAGUAAAAAAAUCAAGGACUGAAAUGCCAGAAGGAGAGAGACUGUAUGAAGCAGAAGUAAAAGAGUGUUCCACAGAUGGAAACAGAAAGUUGCUCCAUACUGAAGGUUUUAAAUUCUUGGACAAAGCCGCCUGCAUAACAUCUGGAGAUUUCUACAACCAGGAGCAGGGUCUUCACAACCCAUGGCGUCUUUGCCCCAUAACACAGGUCGAGGAAGUGAAGUGCAUAUUAAGACUACUUCCCAUAUGGCUGUGCACCAUCAUCUACUCGGUAGUGUUUACCCAAAUGGCAUCACUCUUCGUUGAACAGGGUGCUGCUAUGAAAACUACUGUUGCAAACUUCAGAAUCCCAGCAGCAAGCAUGUCCAGCUUUGACAUUCUUAGUGUUGUAGCUUUUGUUUUCAUCUAUAGACGAGUUCUUGAUCCAAUUAUGAGCAGAAUGAGGAAGACAGAGUCUGGAGGGCUCACUGAGCUGCAUAGGAUGGGUAUUGGCCUUAUUAUAGCAGUGUUGGCCAUGGUCUCAGCUGGCAUUGUGGAGUGCUACAGACUCAAAUAUGCCAUAAAGGAUUGCCCACAUUGCAGGGCACCCAACCCUAGCUCGCUAAGUAUAUUCUGGCAAAUUCCACAGUAUGUGUGCAUUGGGGCAUCAGAAGUGUUCAUGUAUGUGGGGCAGUUGGAAUUUUUCAACUCCCAAGCACCGGAUGGACUAAAGAGUUUCGGAAGUGCUCUAUGUAUGACAUCAAUCUCACUAGGAAACUACGUCAGCAGCUUGAUCGUGUCCAUAGUUAUGAAGAUCUCGACGGAAGAUCAUAUGCCAGGGUGGAUACCAGGGAAUCUCAACAAGGGUCACUUAGACAGGUUUUACUUCCUACUAGCAGCUCUAACAACAAUCGAUUUUGUUGUCUAUAUAUUAUGUGCAAGAUCAUACAAGCGUAUCAGGUUAGAAGGAAAAUCUGAUGGAGACAACAACCAAGCCGAGUAUGAAGUCUGAAAGUCGCAGUAAUCUCUGUCAACCCUUCAUUACUUCACUUGAAUAAACGACAAGGAGUGUCCAUUCAUCAUGAAGUCUUCGAGAGGGCCAGAUAGAAGAAGACUACGAUACAGAAUUAACAGGAAUCAUUAGAACUAGGUGCUCUCUUACGUGUGAAUGACUGAAGGAUAACACUGGAACCCCAAUGUUUUCCCUAAAGAUCCAGGCUUGAGCAACAAGUUUAAUGGAAUUGCUGUUUUUUUGCCCAUCCAACUGGAUGCUCAUCUCUUGGCUCCAAGUGUAAAGAUUAAAUUAUGUAUUUCAAUUAUGCUAAUAUAUCUGGCCCAUUUCCUAUUGA
Messenger RNA from Amaranthus tricolor (Joseph's coat), 2277 nucleotides. Its product is annotated as protein NRT1/ PTR FAMILY 7.3-like. Bases 141 to 1940 code for a protein of 599 amino acids. Gene Ontology annotation, molecular function: transmembrane transporter activity. The transcript is spliced from 5 exons. Gene Ontology annotation, cellular component: membrane. Gene Ontology annotation, biological process: transmembrane transport. The record is from RefSeq and is a predicted model, not a curated record. Lineage: Eukaryota; Viridiplantae; Streptophyta; Magnoliopsida; Caryophyllales; Amaranthaceae.